Molecule: messenger RNA, 3481 nt
Organism: Malus domestica (apple)
Lineage: Eukaryota; Viridiplantae; Streptophyta; Magnoliopsida; Rosales; Rosaceae
Source: RefSeq, a predicted model, not a curated record
CCCACCCCUCUUCUCCCACCCGAGCAAAUGCUCCAUCUUCAUCUCCUUCUUUCUGCAACACAACCAGCCAUCCCCUUCUUUCUGCAUCACCCUUUUUGCAUCACCAUCAUCAAAGUUGAAAUUUACACAACCUAUUUGAACCCAAAUAUGAUUCCCAAAUCUUGACACACGGCAUGGCGUGGAUUGACGCCUUCGACACCGGCGGCUGACUAUCCUUGCCACCCAGCCCCUGCAGCAGCAAGUCCAGGUCCGAAUGCCUUUCGUUCACCACCACCCGUUGAUGAGGACGAUUCCUUCCCGCGGGUUUCGUCUUUCCGGAUUUUCUCCAUCUGGGUCUUCCGGUCAUGUUGCGGCGGAGGCGGCUACACCUAAGACUAAGGGCACGAGCACAGAGAGCUCUCGAUCUCGAUCCCUCCUCAUGAGCCAGUCGAAAACUCAGCUUCCGGUCCAGGAAAUUUUCAGACUCAGACACACACACUUUGCCACGCUGACGAGCAAUCAUUCUUGUUACAAUUCAAGGAAAGCUUUACGAUAGACAAGUCAGCUUCUUCAUCUCCUUUUGCUUAUCUGAAGGUUGCAUCUUGGGCUCAAGAAGGAGAUCAAAAUCAGAGUAACUGUUGUUCGUGGGAUGGUGUUGAGUGCCAUGCGGAGUCUGGCCGUGUCAUUGGCCUCGACCUCAAGAGCAGCUGUCUUUAUGGUUCUAUCAAUUCCAGCAGCACCCUUUUCCAACUUGUUCACUUGCAAAUGCUUGACCUCUCAGAUAACAACUUUAAUUCCUCUGAAAUACCAUCAAGAUUGGGCCAUGACCUAUCGAAUCUGUCUUAUCUCAACCUUUCACGGUCUGCAUUUUCUGGCCAAAUUCCAUCUGAAAUUUCAAAGCUAUCCAAACUGUCUACCCUUGUUCUGUCUUACAAUAAUGGUUUGGAGCUUAGGAAGUCCAUCCUGAGAAUCCUAGUCCAAAACUUGACCAGCAUAAAACAACUUCAUCUUAGUCAUGUAGGCAUAUACUCCACUGUGCCUGAUAUCUUGGUCAAUGCAUCUUUUCUCACAUCUCUCAACCUAAGCUACUGUGGGUUGUAUGGGGAAUUCCCAGUAGGCAUUUUCCACCUACCAAACCUAGAGGAGCUCAGUUUAUACUCGAACAUAAAGCUAAAUGGUUAUUUUCCUCCUUUCAACAGGACCAAUUCUUUCAAAACAUUGGUUGUUUCAAUGACAAAUUUCUCUGGUGAACUUCCUAGUUCUAUCGGAAACCUUCAUUCCUUAAAUUACCUUGAUAUCUCAAACUGUGGUUUUGAUUCCCAUGUUCCAUUUUCUUUGGGAAACCUUACCCAGCUCAGUUUCCUUAAGAUGACUUCAUUUCAUAACGUUUCCGCAGGCCAAUUCAUAGUUUCCAAUUCCUUGUCCUAUUUUGGAAAACUAACCAAGCUCAACCACUUGGAUCUUUCGGGUAUUAACUUACAGGGAAAUUUCCCACGUUUUGUGGCUAACCUGACCCAACUUGCGUUUCUAGAUUUAUCUGCCAAUACAUUAACUGGUGAAAUCCCAUCUUGGCUUGCAGUAGAGUCGACCCAAUUAACUUUUCUGCAUCUCAGCUUCAACGAAUUGCAAGGAGCAGUUCCUAAGUCGCUUUUCCACCUCAGAAAUCUUGAAUAUCUUGGCCUUUCCUCUAAUAAUUUGAGUGGAUUAGUUGAGUUUGAUGAGUUUUCCAACCUCAAAAAGUUGAAGAUACUUGGUUUAUCGUACAACAGGUUAUCCGUGCGUGUCAAAUCUGGUUCGAGUGAUACUCUUCCAAAGUUCGAAUUUCUAAGGUUGGCUGCUUGUAACUUGACAGAAUUUCCAGAAUUUUUGAAAAAUCAAUAUGAAUUGGGAGCCCUAGAACUUUCUGGUAACAAUAUUCAUGGCCAAAUACCAAAAUGGGUCUGGAAUGCAACUAGAGAAACUUUGGUCAAUCUCGACCUCGAUCAUAACUUCUUAACAGGCUUUGAGGGAAAUCCAGUCACUCUUCCAUGGAAAAAUCUGCAGGUUUUUAAUCUUGAGAAUAAUCGGUUACAAGGGUCAUUGCCAAUUCCACCACAAUCUAUCAUGUCUUACAUUGUCAGCAUCAAUAAUUAUAGUGGAGAAGUUUUACCAUUGUUCUGCGACUUGAAUUAUCUUCAAGUUCUUAGUUUGGCCAACAACAAUCUGAGUGGCAUGCUUCCAGAGUGUUUGGGGAAGUCCAAUAGCUUGGAAAUACUGCAAUUGAUGUUUAAUUCUAUCCACGGCGAUAUUCCUCCAUUUUGUGCUAACAAAAAUAAUUUGAAAUUGGUUGGGUUGGGUUACAAUCGGUUACAGGGGAAGCUACCAAGAUCAAUGGCCGAUUGCACUCGGUUAGAGUUUCUUGACAUUGGCAACAAUCAGAUCAGUGACAUCUUCCCUUCUUGGUUAGGGGUACUUCAGUAUUGAGGGGUCUCAUUUUGGGGUCGAAUGCAUUUCAUGGGAUAAUUGGGAAGCCUCCAACUAAUCAUGAGUUCCCAAACUUGUGCAUCAUUGAUUUAUCCAACAAUCUGUUUUCAGGUAUGUUGCCUUCUAUGUACAUGGAGAACUGGAAUUUCAUGAAAUAUGUUGUCGCAAACAAGGGAAGCCGGUACUUUAGAAUCUCUUCGAACGUCAGCACAAAUAAAUAUGGAGAUUACUAUCAAAUUUCUUACAAUAUGAUAAUUCCUGUAAAAGGUGUUGAAUUGACAUAUGAUAAGACCCCCUAUAAUCUGAGACUCAUAGAUUUCUCAAGUAAUAGAUUUGAAGGAGAGAUUCCAGCAAGUAUCAUUAGGAGUCUAAGAGAACUUCAGUUGCUAAACCUCUCCAACAACGCUCUCUCUGGUCACAUCCCCUCAUCUCUUGGGAACUUGAUUGCUCUUGAAUCGUUGGAUCUCUCUCAAAACAAGCUCUCAGGAAGGAUCCCCAGUAGUUUGGCACAACUCACUUUCCUUGAGUACUUCAAUGUGUCGCAUAACCAUCUUUGGGGGCCUAUACCACUUGGCCAACAAUUUGGUACAUUCCUAGAAGAUUCAUACCAAGGAAACUCAGGUUUGUGUGGAAAGCCUUUGUCCAAGAAAUGUGAGGGUUCUGAGAUCUCGAGGCUGCCGCCACCAUCAAGCUUUGAAGAAGAUGAAGAGGCUGGAUCUCCAUUUGAGUUUGACUGGUAUGUAGUCUUGCCAGGAGUUGUUAGCGGACUAAUAGUGGGAGUGGUUGCUGGAAACACAUUGGCAGACAAGAAGCAUGAAUGGUUUGUGGAGACAUUCAGCAGGAGGAGGAAGCCAAGAACCGCAAGGGUGACGAGGGGACGCCGAACUUAGCUUGAUGUGUCUACCGGUUAGAGAAAUGUUUCGGCCCUCAAGGCCAAUGUCAUGUUUUUUAUAAUCUCUGGUGCUUCAGCAUAUGUUGUUAUGUUAUAUUACAAUAAGUUCUAUAAGUUUGCUUUGUAUAAUAUUUCUACUUGAUCAAA